AUGUCCCCCAUAGCCCUCCAUGAAGACCUCACCAUCGAGCGGGUAGCCAUCAUCGGCGCUGGCCCAUGUGGCUUGGCUGGUGCGAAAUAUCUUGCUGCCGAGAAGAAGUUCACCAAGAUAGAAAUCUUUGAGCAGAGGGCAGACCCUGGUGGUGUCUGGAAUUACACUGCACUCAACGUCAUCGACGACGAGUUCACCAUUCCCAGGACCAAGCCAACCACCUCGCCCGACACGGCGAUAUCAACGGGAGGUGACGAGGCCGCUCAGUUCGUCUCGCCUGUCUAUGAUCAGCUCGAGACAAACAUCCCACACACUCUGAUGAACUACUCGGAUGCCAAAUUCCCCAAGGACUGCUCCCUAUUCCCACCGCACCAGCUCGUCCGGCAGUAUCUCCACGAUUAUGCUGAAGAGCUCAAGCCUAUUUUAUCACUUCAGACACAAGUCUUGAGCAUCACCAGAAGUGCCGAGUCCGGCUGGGAUGUGCGAGUCCUCGACCUCAAGACGAAGCAGGAGAGGACAACACGGUUUGACGCCGUGCUGGUGGCCAGCGGCCAUUACAACGACCCCUUCAUCCCCAACAUCAAGGGCUUGGCCGAGUUUGACAAAGCCAAUCCGGGAUCCAUUUCACAUUCCAAAUUCUACAGGCGUCCAGACCAGUAUGCUGGCAAGAAAGUCAUCAUUGUCGGCAACUCGGCCUCGGGCAUCGACCUGAGCGCACAGAUUGCCACAGUCUGCCAGCUGCCCAUCAUUGUGUCAGAAAAGGUCAAGCCCAACGCCGUGGCUCCUGCCGAGGACCGUGCGUGGGCCAAGAUGGUGCCCGAGAUCAAGGAGUUCGUCCCGUCGACCAGGAGCGUCGUGUACGCAGACGGCACCACAGACGACGAAGUGGACACAGUCAUCUUUUGCACAGGAUACUUCUACUCCUUUCCUUUCCUCAAGCUCGGCAACGACGCCUCAGCUUCCGCCACCACCACCGCCCCAUCCUCCUCUACCAGCACAGCCGGCAGCGACGAUGAGGCGUCAUCGCCAUCACCAUCAUCAUCAUCAUCAUCAUCCCUUCCGCCAAUCAUCACAGACGGCUCUCACGCCGCCCACCUGUACCAGCACAUCCUGUACACCCACGACCCCACCCUCGCCUUCCUCGGCAUCCCGCAGCGCAUCGUGCCCUUCCCAGUCUCCGAGGCCCAAGCAGGCUGGGUGGCCCGGAUCUGGUCCGGGCGCCUGCCAACGCCCAGCUUCCAAGCCAUGACGGCCUGGGAAGCCGACCUGAUCGCCCGCAAGAUCGGCCCUGCCAACGCCAACACCAAGACAACGAGCAGCCGCGCCGCACUGCACAACAUGGCCUUCCCGCAGGACGUCGAGUACAUCAACGCCCUGCACGCCGAGUCGCUCUCCGCACGGCCCGAGCCGGAGCUCCUGGGGCCGGAGAACAACGGCCAGGGCAAGAUCCCGCCGUACUGGGGCGCCGACAAGGCCUGGACCAGGGAGCGCUUCCCGCUCAUCAAGCUCGCCAGCCGCGCGCUCGGGGACAGGCGGCAUGCCGUCAGGAGCCUGGAGGAGCUGGGCUUCGACUACACCAAGUGGAAGAUGGAGAAGGACCUGGAGGAAAAGGCCGAGGCGCAGCUGAUAUGAUUUUCUGUGGUUUGUUCUUGUUAUUAUUGGCCGAGAGUUGGCACAGAGCGCGUUUUUCUCGCGGUUCUUGCACACGUCGUCUCUGUAUAUAAAUGGUGUAAGGGGGGCUUUGGAAGUGGACAGGCUCAGCAUUGCUUGAGCCUUUGACUGAC
This is a messenger RNA of Microdochium trichocladiopsis, 1784 nucleotides long. RefSeq names its product thiol-specific monooxygenase. Bases 1 to 1632 code for a protein of 543 amino acids. Gene Ontology annotation, molecular function: NADP binding; flavin adenine dinucleotide binding; N,N-dimethylaniline monooxygenase activity. Lineage: Eukaryota; Fungi; Ascomycota; Sordariomycetes; Xylariales; Microdochiaceae. The transcript is spliced from 3 exons. The record is from RefSeq and is a predicted model, not a curated record.